This is a messenger RNA of Trichoplusia ni (cabbage looper), 3669 nucleotides long. RefSeq lists its product as uncharacterized. NCBI's taxonomy places the organism in Eukaryota, Metazoa, Arthropoda, Insecta, Lepidoptera, Noctuidae. Bases 133 to 1608 code for a protein of 491 amino acids. The transcript is spliced from 10 exons. The record is from RefSeq and is a predicted model, not a curated record.
CGUCAAUCGCCUGUCACGCACAUGACUUCUAUUUGUCGUCUGAUCAUCAGCUUACAUCUCGUUUAGUGUUGUGGCUGUAGGACUAACUCCUGCUAAAUUACGUAAUUAAGUUGUUAGUAGUGCAGUAAGGUGAUGGGAAACCAUCACAGCCACGAUCCGAAGGUGGGGAGUGAGCAGGCGGGGAGCGGAACGAGCAGUCCGCGCGGGUCUCAGCGCGGCGCUGGCUCGCGCUCGGGCUCCGGCGGCGACCUGCAGGGGCUCGCCGAAGCCAAGGAGAAGGCGCCGCCGUCCAUGGUGCCGGUCGAGAAGCUCGGCAAGUUGCUCGCGCAGAGGUCUCAGAAAGAAGAUGGCGUCAAUGGAGUCACAGAGAAAUCAUUCACAAAGUACCUGUUCCCGAUGUACCCGGAGCUGGCGCGACAGUUCUACAAGUACAUUCACCGGACGGGCAAGUGCAAGAACAAACACAUCCCGCUCUCCGUGUUCAAGCAGCACUGCGAGAAGAUCCUCGCCAUGCUCGACGACGCGCUCAUCAUCGAGACAUACGUCAGAAUGUUCAGCGCGGACACAGACGAAAAUAUGAUGACUCCCGAAGGUUUGCGGUGUCUGCUUUACACUAGUUACAAACUGUCCAUGGAUCACUACCCUGAGGGACCCCAGACAUGUCUCAUGAUAAAUAAAACUCUAUCAUCGGUAGUAAAUGGAUGUUUCAACAAAAAAGACGCGCACAGUAUCGGAUUCGUAGUUCGUUGGCUUGAAGAACACUGUCAUCGACUGAUAUUCCCUGUUCAUAGGUACUGCGUGCACAUGCUGGCGACGCGCCACCGCGACAUGCAGGCGUGCGUGGAGUCGCUGGGCUCGGGCGCGGGGCUGGAGCUGGCCACGCCGGUGCUGGAGCGCAGCGCGUGGCAGGCGGCGUCGGCGCUGCUGCCGGUGUCGGCGGCCUGGCUGCUGGCCGGCACCGCGCCGCCGCUGUACUCGCGGCCGGCCGCGCCGCCGCCCGCCGCGCUGGCCUCGGCCGCGUGGCUGGCGCGCCUGGUGUGCGCCGUGCCCUCGCACUGGGCGCCGCUCUACGCCUCGCGCGACCACGGACUCGGCGCCAACCGGUUCCUGCACCACACGCUCGCCUACCGAGGCCCGACGCUGGUGUUGGUGCAGGCGGCGGACAUCACGCUGGUGGUGUGCGCGUCCUGCGAGUGGCGCGAGACGCACCAGUACUGGGGCGGGCCCGACUGCGCGCUGCUGCAGCUGCAUCCCACGUUCAUGGUGGUAGAGAAGGCUCCGAAGAUGUUGUACCUGAACACGUCGAUCCGCGGCUACCCGAAGGGCCUCCGCGCCGGGUCGGACCCGCGCAAGCCGCUGCUCGCCAUCGCAGAGGACUUCGACUCCUUCACCUUCAGCGGGGUGCCUUACUCGCUGCAGGCUAUCGAGGUAUGGGGCUGUGGUGACCAGGCUUCUCGGGAAACACAGCUAGAGAUCAAGAAAUGGCAAGUCAAAGAAGCCGAGAGGCAGCGACAGGUAAAGCUAUCAGCCGCGGACUGGAUAGAGCACCCCGACAGGUACCUGUUAGAGCUGGCCGGCCGCCCGCAGUACAACAACUCCGCCAGCUAGGGCCGCGCCUAACAUACUACUAAAGUUAUGCGUUUUAUAUACAUUGCGUCUCAAAGGUGUAAGAAUUCGAACUGGUUUGGGCGAGGUGAUGUGAGAAUGAGAUACUGAAUACGUUUGCGUGAGAAUGCCUUUCAUAUAUACUUGUAAAAUAUUAAGUCGUGAGUUCAAGCGACUCAUUUCAUGCUUCUGGGGUUCCACUAACACCUUUGCAAGCAGAUCUUACUUCCAGCUGUGUUUCUUCAAGAGGUGUUUGUAGGCCCCACGCAAAAGCGUAUCAAAUGACUGUUGAAAUGUAACAGUAAAGUAAUAAAACUCAUGAAAAAAUUGGAUCAUUUAUGACGUAAUGUAAUAUCUAAUAAAGUUGAAACAGUUGAGUACAGUCGAGCAUUCAACAACAGCGCCUUUAUGUGGAGGCAAUAAGGUUUAUUUUUGUAAUUGAUAGUUACACAAUGAGGUCUUUUGUAUGAGGAUUUUGUCAAAACAUUGGCUCCAUCAGUGACAUCCAAUGUAUAAAAAAUCUAGCCUAAUGCCUAAAUGACUAUUUUUUUAUUUUGUAUCCAUGCUUUUCAAGGCCAUAGCUUAAAUAAAUAUGGCUUUUUACAUCCUCCCAAUUUGUAAAGUGGUUCACUGUUUUAGUAGUUAGUUAGCAUUUAAAUGAUAUUAAAAUAUACAAAGGUUGAUAUUGUUUUAGAGCAUAAAAUAGAUAAAUUAUGAUUAAUUAUCAAGAAUGGUCAAUGUACGUACACACGCAAUACAUACAUGUAUUGUUUUAUAUUAUACGUAAGGAAUUAAAGUUUAAUCAUUUGCAAGUGCUCUUCUUCUGAACGACUUUCGCCGGGCAGUUCCAAAAUCUCAAAUUGACAAGAUUGUGGUGAUAAAAUGAUAAGAAUGAAAUAACCUCUCUCAAUCCCUAUUUAGUUUUCUUCUAAGAGAGUACUUAUUCGCUUCGUACUUAAACGUGUUUAUUUAUUUAUUACUUUUUUCUAUUGUUUUUUUCCGCGUUUUGCGCUCCUCUGUAGAUUGUCACGUAAUCUCAUUGUUUCCAAAAUGUAUGAAUUGAAUUCUUUUGUAAAGAACAACUACUUUCAUCCUUAUUUUUGUAAAGUAUUUUGCUCAAUAUAACAAUUCCAAUUGAGCAUAAGAUAGAUGAAUAUAGGUAUAUUUUUUCAUGUUGUAACAAUAACACUUACUGCCAGUGUUAAUUAAAUUUAUAUCCUUAUUUUUGUGUUUGCACGUUUUUGAUUUAAAAGGCGACCUCAACUAUGAUUAUAAGUCAUGCCAAAUAUAUCGAAAUUUUUAUUUGGGUACCUAACGAAUAUGUUACAGAUUGGUAUUAACAAAUCUAGCAUUAUAAAACUAAAAAGUAAAAAGACUGUGUGAAGCAGACAAACUUUUCAACGUCAGCUUUAAAGAUUAUAAAUAUUUAAUUUUGUAAUCGAGUUUGACAUUACAUAACACACAUAAUAACGUUCCUAUUGUAGAAGCCAUAAACACGAGUCACUUAGCGCGGUACGUGAUGCCCACGCGCGUUACUUUAUUUUUAUAAAUGGACCAAAAUGUUUUAUGAUACUGCACUAGAUUAAGCUGGACGAUGACGUAGCUAUUAGUCAGUUAUUAGUAAGUUAUUCUUUUCAUGAUGGUAACAGACGGCUUUGAUUCUCAGAUUAUUGUAAAAAACAUUCUUUUUUUUUUGUUUACUCGGAGGCACCGCAAUGAGCGUUCGUCUAUACAAAUCAGUCUGACAUAAGUAAAGCCUAAAAUAAAUUACAAUUAUAAUAGUCGUCAAUUAGUUCUUAACAAGUUUAAAAUAUCGAUGUCAUAAAGAUGAACUGUUUUCUGUGUUCAAUUAACCAGAGAUGUAUAAUAACAAUUAUCUUAUGAGGUAUGAUGAUUUUCUAUUUCCUGCGAUACAUCACAGGCAUUGCUUGACGUAACUUGCACAGUCAGUUAUAAGCGCUUAGUAAAUGUAUUAUAGGUGCUAUAUGAAUGCUUUUGUAGAUAUAUAAGUAUUUUGUGUAUAAUAAAUGUAAAUUUUAAUAAUAAAUAUAGUAUUUUAGUAAA